ACACCGCCCCCCCCCCCCCCCGCCGGCGCUGCCAUCGCUGCCCAGGACGAUGGGAGACCCCUUCGGCCGCUGGAGCGGCCCCCCGUCCCAUAGCGACACCGAAGACAGCUCCCACCUCCACCACUCCAACAGCUUUGCCCGUCCCAGCGGGAAAAGCAUCUUCAACCAGCGCAAGGACUACAGCCAGAGCCUGCUCAAACCCCAAAGCAAUUUCCAUCACCAUGUGGAGCACCUGCUCACCAUGCGGCUGGACAGGGACAUCCGCAGCACCGAUGACUGCCUGGCUCGCCUGAAGGCGCUGGAGGCCCAGGGCCGGGUCUGGGGGCAGGACCUCAUCCUGCACGUCAAGAACCAGGAGCUGGUGCUGAGCGAUGUGGAGAGCAAG
Messenger RNA from Oxyura jamaicensis (ruddy duck), 385 nucleotides. Its product is annotated as epidermal growth factor receptor kinase substrate 8-like protein 3. NCBI's taxonomy places the organism in Eukaryota, Metazoa, Chordata, Aves, Anseriformes, Anatidae. Gene Ontology annotation, cellular component: vesicle; ruffle membrane; plasma membrane. Gene Ontology annotation, biological process: positive regulation of ruffle assembly; regulation of Rho protein signal transduction; Rho protein signal transduction. The annotation marks the transcript as partial. Gene Ontology annotation, molecular function: actin binding. The record is from RefSeq and is a predicted model, not a curated record. The transcript is spliced from 4 exons.